AUGGACAGAAACUCGAGAGCUAUCUAUACCUCACUAGAUAUGGAGACUAUUGGGCGUGUCUUCAACGACAUAAAAGCUCGUUACAACGGCCGCCUUGAAAAAAAGAAUGCGGCGGGUAUCGUUGCGGAAAUUCGUCAAGGACUUGGGGCAGAAAUUGGGGUCCCAGAGUGGCAACCCUUAUGGCACUCGUUCUCCAGCUGCGAUACAGUCUCGGACCAGAAAAAGACACCUUGCGCGGAGAGAUUUCCCAAUGCGGCAAAUAACCUUAGGCCGAAGCUAACCCCAGCAACCGCAAUGUUCGCGGUAGAGGGUCAUGCUCGCCUCAACCUUGUUUGCCAUUCGCAAGCAUCCGAUUUGACCGGCUCUGAAUCCUAG
This is a messenger RNA of Anthostomella pinea, 375 nucleotides long. The record is from the annotation of a GenBank genome assembly. NCBI's taxonomy places the organism in Eukaryota, Fungi, Ascomycota, Sordariomycetes, Xylariales, Xylariaceae.